CAGUUCUGCUGCAUAUGAGACUCUCGGGCGGUGCUGAACCAAGCGAGGAGCAGGUGGGCGUAAUGGUAAGACAGGUGGUGGCGCAUCAUCUCCCAACCUGUCACCUGAUGCUAAUGACCACCUCGCCUCACUCACCUGUGUUCGCCGCCAUACGCAGGCACAUGAGAAGUGGUGUUGCUGUGGUGGUGUCCUCACCAGACCAGCACCACCAUCAUAUCGAGGAGGCGCUGUUCGGGGACUCCGCACUGGCGUGUCGUGGACUAAUCCUUCACCUUCACGAGGGCAGCAACAACGACACUGAUGCGCUCAGAAUGUUGGAGAGGACGGGGCUGUGGAAGAGACCGGAAACCAAAGUGUUGGUGGUGGGAGGCUCGGCGCGGGUGAAGGGCGUCCUCUUACACUCCAGCCUUCGCAAUACAGUCCACGGCGUGUACCUGGCCCUCCACCAAGACCCCGCAGCCUCUAUCGCUCCUGGCGAGGCCGCCAUCAGACGCUCGCUACCUUAUUCUGCAGUCAGUCAGGAAGUCAGCGUGUACCGGCGGUGUCUCUACUGCAGUGGCGGGGACGCGGGUGUCAGUUUCGUCCAUCGGUGGAACAUCUCCCUCCUCGCUGGGCGUCAAAACUACACAAAGAUUGCCUCUUUGCACCCGUAUCUACUGAACGAAAUGUCAUUGCAUUCCCUGCCUCGCACCGCAGAGUCCCUGAGAGACAUGAACGGACACAAGUUUCGAGUGACAACCUUGCCGAACUUCCCCUACACGGACUACAGGCGAGAGAGUGGAGAGCCCGGCGCCGCUGUUACGCCGCUGGACUCCCUCAAUGGAAGGUUCCUCGACACAUUCGCUGCUUUCUUCAAUUUCACGUAUGUGAUGCGGGAAAACCCUACCAGGUCCUUCGGGUACCUUGGCGCUGACGGGCAGUACAGCGGCAUGGUUGGGGAGCUGCAGAGGGAGGAGGUCGAGCUUUGCAUGAUCCUUGCUCCUACCGCUGCCAGAUUCGAAGUUAUAGAUUAUCUGAGACUUGAACCUGCAGACACACUAGUGAUUCUGUCCCUCAAACCCACCCUGCUGCCUGCACAUCUCUCCCUGUUGAGACCUUUCACAACCUCAUUGUGGAUUGCGUUGGUGGCGUGCAUGGUGGCGUGGGGGUUGGUGCUGUGGCUUCUGCAGAGGGCGUGGCGGCUGCUGACUCAAGACUUUGACAUCACACUCCCCACAGCGCUGACCUAUAGUUGGGGUGCCCUCCUGGAGAAGCCCCCUGACGAUCCGUCCAUCAACACGUCAGGGCAGGUAUUGGUUGGGUGGUGGUUGGUGUUCUGUCUCAUCAUCUCCACGGGUUUCAAGUCCUCCCUUAUCGCUCACCUCACAGUCCAGGGCAGGUCCCGCACCCUGGAAAGCCUACAAGACCUGGUGGAGGCGGACAGCUGGCGGUGGGGGUCAGAGAAGAACCUUUUCAACGGAGCUCCAGUUGACUUUUUCAGAAAGCAGAAAAGUCCCGUGAUGAAAAAGAUAUAUGGGGAGAUGGAGCUGCUGGACUUGGAAGCUGUGAUGAACAAGAUACUGGACGGGAGGUUCUCUCUCAUCAUCUUCAAAAAGUUCAUCCAGAUCCUAAUCGCCUCGAAGUACACGGACAGCUACGGACAGACUCCCUUUUACAUGAGCCGCGAGGAGUUUAAUGUACUAGCCUGCCUCGGUUGGGGAAUCAGGUUAGGAGCUCCGUACCUCAGUGAAUUCGUGAGGGUCCAUGCCCACCUUGAGGACGCCGGGGUGGUGCCUCUGUGGACUGAGGAGGUGAUAGCUCGAAGGGUGAAGGAGAACAGGGAGGCAGCCAGGCUAGAUCAAGAUACUGGGCAAGGAUUUAGUGCUCAGGAAGACGAGAAUGAGGUGGUGCUUGGACUAGAUCACCUGCAGGGCGCCUUCUACCUACUAUUCCUUGGCUCAUGUGUGGCCAUGGUCACUCUGCUGCUGGAGAUCUUUCUGCCUCCUUGA
Messenger RNA from Portunus trituberculatus (swimming crab), 1988 nucleotides. Its product is annotated as glutamate [NMDA] receptor subunit 1-like. Gene Ontology annotation, cellular component: membrane. Gene Ontology annotation, molecular function: ligand-gated monoatomic ion channel activity. The transcript is spliced from 11 exons. Bases 15 to 1988 code for a protein of 657 amino acids. The record is from RefSeq and is a predicted model, not a curated record. NCBI's taxonomy places the organism in Eukaryota, Metazoa, Arthropoda, Malacostraca, Decapoda, Portunidae.